Molecule: messenger RNA, 526 nt
Organism: Thrips palmi
Lineage: Eukaryota; Metazoa; Arthropoda; Insecta; Thysanoptera; Thripidae
Product: acanthoscurrin-1-like
Exons: 2
Coding region: 66-386 (106 amino acids)
Source: RefSeq, a predicted model, not a curated record
UCCUAUAAAAGACGCGAGCCGCCUUCCCAGAGGCACACAGAGAAAUCCCUCUUUGCUCCAACAACAUGUCUCGUCUCGUGGUUUUGUUCGCGUUGGUGGUCGUGCUCGCCGUGGUGGUGUCGGCCCAGUGGGGCGGCAUGAACGGCGGCGGCAUGAACGGCGGUUUCGGCGGCGGCAGGGGCGGCCAGGGCUGGGGCCAGGGUGGCAUGAACGGCGGCUUCGGCAGAGGCGGCAUGAACGGCGGAUACAACGGCGGCCAGGGCUGGGGCCAGGGCGGCAUGAACCGCGGCAUGAACGGCGGCUUCGGCGGUAUGCCCAUGAGGCCCAUGGGCCGCAUGAACGGCGGCAUGAACGGCGGCAUGGGCAUGAUGAUGAACGGCGACUAGACGUCAUGAGCAGCAACCGGCCCACCGCCGACCCCCCCUUGUUCUUCCCUGUCCCUGUAUAGUGACCCGUAGCCCAUAAUGUUUCCGCUGUAAAAGUCUUAACACAGAAUAAAUGAAUGCUUUCGAUAUCUUUUCCAAAA